Labrus bergylta (ballan wrasse) is the source of this 1018-nucleotide messenger RNA. The record is from RefSeq and is a predicted model, not a curated record. NCBI's taxonomy places the organism in Eukaryota, Metazoa, Chordata, Actinopteri, Labriformes, Labridae.
AUGAACAAAGUGCUGAUAAAAGCUUUCCUUCUCUGCAGCCUCAGUUGGAUCUCUGUCUCAGGUUCUGAGUCUCAGACUGUGGAGGUCCAGUCUGGUGAAGAUGUCACACUGAUGUGCUCCGGCAUGGACAAACAUGUUUCAGUCAGAUAUUGGCUUAAACUAGUCAAAGGAACCGACAUCCAAUGUGUCUCUACUAUGACCAGUUAUAACAGUGAAGUGACAUAUCAUGAUGGAUUCAGUAAUCAUACAUUCACUAUGUCGUCCAACACCUCUACUAUCUUUCUCAAAGUCCGUUCAGUGGAAUUAAACGACUCUGGAAUUUAUUACUGUGGAUUUAACAAAGAUGGACGUCCAUUUUUUACUACGAUACAUCUAAAGAUCAAAGGAAGCAACGAGGCAGAUGAAGACAUGGACAGAACGGACUGUAACCUUACAAAGUGUGAUGGAGCAGCGACUCUGGUGAGCAUGAUCCUGGGUGCUUUGACUCUUUUGCUUGUCAUGGUGGUCAUCGGUCUGGGUGCUAAAAUUAGGAAACUUCAGACAGCUGCUGAAGAAAGACAGAAUCCAGGACACACUGAGAAUGUGACCUCUGAUGAACUUAACUACGCAGCAGUGACAUUUCGAUCUAAAGCCAAAAGAAGAGGGCCGGAGCCAAAUGUCUUGUAUGCUGCUACCAGAUAGAGUGAGGAGGCAGCUGGACAUGAUCUUGUAUCAUACAUUAUUACAAUGCUUUGAGCUUUUGCAUGGCUUGAUGGUGAGAGUUAGUUGAAUUAUCAUCUUAAUAUUGCUUUUACUUACUAUUUACUUUUGCUGAAUCAACACUGUCUGUGGCUCCCUGCAUCUCUUUUGUGAUGUGUUUUAGAAAUUCCUACAUGUCAUCAUGUGAUGCUUUAGGUAGAUGUUCUUUUUUAAAUGACUCAUUUUUAUGUGCUGUACUGAAGUUGGUUUUGACAUCGUUCAUCACUUAUAUUGUGUUUGUAUGCUCUCAGUGCAAGGCAAAUUCCUCUAGGGGCAAUAA